GACACCUUACGUGUAUUUCGAUUAGUAUGAUCUGGCAGUUAUAUUUUGAUUGUGUGCUGGUAUAAUUCGAAAUUCUCUCUUUCCCGUUGUACUUAAAAGAUUAAAUUACAAUUGUUAACGACUUGUGGUUUUACUCAUAUUUGAACGUUCUGUUAUCGGAGCGAGACAAGAAAUACAGUAUUCUGGUCAUAUAGUGGCAUUUCGAAAAAAGAAGGGAAGAGGAAGAUUCAAUAAAUGUCAAAUAAAUUCACCAACUAACUAACAGUUUCUCCAAUACAUGUUCCUAAAAAUCUUAAAAAAUCUGAUAGUAUGGAAAAACAGAGGAAAUCUUCAAAUUUCGAAGAAGAAAGAAACCUUCCUGAAAAAUCUAGUAGUAUGGAAGAACAGAGCAAAUCAAACUCAAGUUUCGAAGAAGAAAGAAACCGUUCCAAAAAACAUACUUGUUUAGGUGUAGAAAAAUCUCCAAUAGAAAAAGAAAAAUUCAAAGAAAGAAGAAAUCUUCGGAAAAAACUUUUGGAAAAACAGAGGAAAUCUCCAAACUCAAGUUUCGAAGAAAAAAGUAAACCUUCAACAUCUGAAUCUAUUAUGAAGGAACAACCCAAAUCUUCGAAAUAUUCUAAACCGGAGUUCAGACAAAUGAGCGUAUCUUCACAUUCUGUUAUUAAGGAGGACCCGUCAGAAUCUUCGAAUAUCGAAAACUUUUCCGAGUCAGAUCGAAAAUCGUCAUCUGCCUCUAUACUGAGCAGUGAUGUUCCAGAUAAAACCGAGCAAUCUUCAUCAAAUCGAGAAGAUUGUGUUAGCCAAUCUUCACAAUCUGAUAUUACGGAGGAGCAACCCAAAUCUACAAAUAUGGAAAAAAAUGAGUCUGAUAAAAAAUCAUCGUCUCCUUCUAUAUUAAGUCAUGAUGUUCCGGAGACAUCCAUCGAGCAGAUUCCAUCAAAACAAGAAGAUUUUAUUAGCCAACCUUCUCAAUCUGAUAUUACGGAGGAACAAGCCAAAUCUACAAAUGUGCAGAAAAACGAGUCCGAUGAAAAAUUAUCGUCUCCCUCUGUACCAAGUCAUGAUGUUCCAGAAAUAUCUAUCGAGCAAGCUCCAUCAAAUCAAGAAGAUUUUAUGAGCCAACCUUCUCCAUCUGAUAUUACGGAGGAACAAGCCAAAUCUACAAAUGUGCAGAAAAACGAGUCCGAUGAAAAAUUAUCGUCUCUCUCUAUACCGAGUCAUGAUGUUCCAGAGAUAUCCAUCGAGCAAGCUCCAUCAAAUCAAGAAGAUUUUAUGAGCCAACCUUCUCCAUCUGAUAUUACGGAGGAACAACCCAAAUCUACAAAUGUGCAGAAAAACGAGUCCGAUGAAAAAUUAUCGUCUCUCUCUAUACCGAGUCAUGAUGUUCCAGAGAUAUCCAUCGAGCAAGCUCCAUCAAAUCAAGAAGAUUUUAUGAGUCAAUCUUCUCAAGCUGAUAUUACGGAGGAACAACCCAAAUCUACAAAUGUGGAGAAAAACAACGAGUCCGAUGAAAAAUCAUCGUUUCCCUCUAUACCGAGUCAUGAUGUUCCAGAAACAUCCAUCGAACAAGCUCCAGCAAAUCAAGAAGAUUUUAUUAGCCAACCUUCUCAAUCUGAUAUUACGGAGGAGCAACCCAAAUCUACAAAUGUGGAAAAAAACAAUGAGUUUGAUGAAAAAUCAUCGUCUCCCUCUAUAUCAAGUCAUGAUGUUCCGAAGACAUCCAUCGAGCAGAUUCCAUCAAAUCCAGAAGAUUUUAUUAGCCAAUCUUCUCAAGCUGAUAUUACGGAGGAGCAACCAAAAUCUACAAAUGUGGAGAAAAGCAACGAGUCCGAUGAAAAAUCAUCGUCUCCCUCUAUACCGAGUCAUGAGACAUUCAUCGAGCAAGCUCCAUCAAAUCAAGAAGAUUUUAUUAGCAAAUCUUCACAAUCUGAUAUUACGAUGAAACAGGCCGAAUCUAGAAAUAUUGAAAAAAAUAAGUUCGAUUGGUCUUUCCUUUCAGUAAUAUAUGAUAUAGCACCUGUCGAGCAGGAUUCAUUAAAUCGAAAAGAUUUUGUUAGGAGACCUUCUCUAUCUGAUAUUACGGAGGAGAUACCUGAAUCUACAAAUGUGGAAAAAAGCAACGAGUCAGAUAAAAAAUCGAGACCUUCUCUAUCUGAUAUUACGGAGGAGAUACCUGAAUCUACAAAUGUGGAAAAAAGCAACGAGUCAGAUAAAAAAUCGUCAUCUUCCCUUAUAUCGGAUGAUUUGAAGACAUACAGCGAGAGGGUUUUAUUAUUUCAAGAUUUUGUUAGGAAACCUCUAUCUGAUAUUACGGAGGAGACAUCUGAAUCUACAAAUGGGGAAAAAAGCAACGAAUCCGAUAAAAAAUCGUCAUCUUCCUUUAUACUGGAUGAUGAUGUUUCGGAGACACCCAUUGAGCAGGCCUCAUUAAAUCAAGAAGAUUUUGUUAGCCAACCUUCACAAUCUGACAUUACGGAGAAGCAGUCCAAAUCUAUAAAUAUCGAAGAACAUGAGACCGAUGAGAAAUCAUUGUCUUCUUCUUUAUCAAUGAGUGAAUUUUCUCCUAGUGAACCGUUCGCGGACUAUGCAAGAAGGACAACAAUUAUGGAAAAGAUCGAUCCUUAUGAUAAAAUGAACUCACCAAAAUUACUUAAGGAAUUGUCUUUUAUUAAAUUAUCUUCUAUGGUACCGUCUCCUAUGGAUUUAUCUUCUGCGAAACCAUUUAACAUAAAAUUGUCCGAGUCAGAUUCGGAUGCUACUGUAAUCAAGCAACCGACAUCAAAAUCUGCGCUCGAGUUGAAAUCUCCAUCUUCACAAGGAUGCAUUCAGAAGAAUGAAAGUGACACUAAACCGAUAGACAACCAGUAUAAGAAAGAAGAAAAACCUUGUUCAACUAUUGAUAACAUAAAGUCUUCUACGGAAUUAUCUUCUACGGAACCGUUUCCUAAGGAGACAAUUUCUAAGGAAUCGUCUCCUAAGGAACCGUCUCCUACGAAACUGUCUUCUACAGAAUUGUCUCUUACGGAACCGUCUCCUACAGAACCGUCGCCUACAGAACCGUUUCCUUCAGAACCAUCUCCUACAGAACCGUCUCCUACAGAACCGUCUCCUACGGAACCAUCUCCUAUGGAAUUGUUUUCUACAAAAUCGUUUUCUACAAAAUCGUCUCCUAUAAAAUCGUCUCCUAAAGAACCAUCUCGCAUGGAAUCAUCCCCUACGGCAUCAUCUUCUAUGGAAUCAUUUCGUACGGAACCAUCUUCUAUAGAAUCGUCUCUUAUGGAACCAUCUCUUAUGGAACCGUCUCUUACGGAACCAUCUUCUAUAGGAUUGUCUCCUACGGAACCAUCUCCUAUGAGAUCGUCUCCUACAGAACCAUCUCCUGCGAAACCGUGUCCUGCGGAACCAUCUCUUCCGGAACCAUCUCUUACGGAAUUAUUUUCUACAAAAUCGUUUCCCACAAAAUCGUCUCCUACAAAAUCGUCUUCUAUAAAAUCAUCUUCUACAGAACCGUCUCGUAUGGAACCGUCUUCUACAAAACCAUCUCUUAUGGAAUCAUCUCUUACGGAACCAUCUCCUACAGAACCGUCUUCUCCGGAACCGUCUCUUCCGGAACCAUCUCUUACGGAAUUGUUUUCUACAAAAUCGUUUCCCACAAAAUCAUCUCCUACAAAAUCGUCUCCUACGGAACCGUCUCGUAUGGAACCGUCUUCUACAAAACCAUCUCUUACGGAAUCGUCUCCUAUGAAACCGUCCCCUACGGAAUCAUCUCCUACGAUAUCGUCUCCUACAAAAUUGUCUUCUACGGAACCGUUGCACACGGAAUUGUGCGAUUCGGAUUCGGAUGCUACUGUAAUUGUGCGACCGAUAUCAAGGUCUGCCUACGAGUUACCUUCAUUUUUACAAGAAUGCAUUCAGGAGAAUGAACGUGAUACUAAGUCGACAGACAAUUUGUAUAAGAAAGAAGAAAAACAUCGUUCAAUCAUUGAAAAGUCUCCUAUGGAAUUGUGCCUUACGGAAUCGUCUUCUACAAGACCAGAGAAAUCUAAAGAUUUGAUGGAAAAUGUACACGAUAUUAUAUUAGAUUUUCCCGCAUUUGUGCCAGCAGAUAAUCAAGCGGAAACUACGAGCGAUAGGGAAGAGAACGCUAUGGAUCCUACGACAUCAAUGAUUCAGAAUAACAAUCAAUCUUUGCAAACAACCUCUGAUAUUGUAAAAGAUAUUUCUCCCAAAUCUAAAACAACUGAUAAGACUAAAAAAGACGAUGAACCGGAAGAUGAUCCAAAAUCAGACAGUAAAAUAAAAAAGAAAAUAAAAUGUUCAUCAAAAUGUUGUCUUGUCGUUUUGUUAAUCUCGUUAAUAAUAUAUCUAUCUUUAUUAAUAUUUCUAUUACACAAUUUUGGAUUUUUGAAUUUUUAUCAGAAUAAACAUACUGACAUUCUUCAGACUGCCGUUGUUGAAUUGGAGAAGAUAAUAUACGAUGAAGAUAAUACCGUACGAAUGUUGAACGAAUAUCUUGAUCAAGAUACAUCUCUUAUAAAAGUAAUAGCUCUCAUCGGCGAUUCAAUCAUCGACAAGUCAUACACGGUGGACAUUAUAAGAAAAAAAUUACGCAGAAAGAGAAGAAACGGUUCUUUACCUUGGUUUCCGGACUUUGUUAUCAUGGAGAACUUAAGAGAAGAGCAUUCCUUAACCGUUGUAGACUACGCAGAAACAUUUCAAGAAGUAUAUAAUGAUCGGCCGUUUACGAUAUUGGCAGUUUAUAAAAUCGAAGAAAUGAAUGACAAUUUGAAGCGUAGAUUAGAACUAAAUCAAAUUAUAAAAGGAGUAAACGAUACUUUUAUCAAAGCAGAUAUUAAUUUCAAAAUUAUUUCCUAUAAACUUUUAACCGAUACUAUUUUAGACCAAUAUAUUAUAAACAUGGAGGAAAAACUAAGACAAACGUUCUCUCCAGAUCAGAUCUAUAAUAUUAAACAAAGUUUGAUAGAAGAUCGUAGCUACUGUCAAGAAAAAUAUGAUUGCAUCAAAGAUCAGUGAAAAUCGCAUACAUAAUUGUUUCCAAGAAAAUGAGAUUGCUAAUAUUAUUGUAUUUUAAAAAAUUAUUGCGUCUGAUAUAACAGUCCGAUUAAACAAUGAGUAUUUAUUUUCGUGUACAUUCUCGAUUGUAACAUAUUGAAAUAAUUUCAUGCUAUUUUUUAAAUAGGAUUUUAAUUGAAAGUAUUUUUUAGUUUCAUAAAUAUGUCGAAUUGCACUUAGCAUUUUUUAAUUAGACCGUUAGUUUAUUGUCUCAAUUUUCGAAAAGUAAUUUUUAUAACUAAUAGAAAAGAACAAGAUUUUCACUUUUGCAUUAAAAGUUAACUUGCAUAUGAUUUAUAAGUCAUAAUCCGUUAAUGUGAACGCGUGAUAAAAUUUUCGUAUGCGUUUCGUAUACGAAAAUAUACUUUC
Molecule: messenger RNA, 5442 nt
Organism: Cataglyphis hispanica
Lineage: Eukaryota; Metazoa; Arthropoda; Insecta; Hymenoptera; Formicidae
Product: proteoglycan 4-like
Exons: 20
Coding region: 310-5034 (1574 amino acids)
Source: RefSeq, a predicted model, not a curated record